Messenger RNA from Procambarus clarkii (red swamp crayfish), 951 nucleotides. The record is from RefSeq and is a predicted model, not a curated record. Lineage: Eukaryota; Metazoa; Arthropoda; Malacostraca; Decapoda; Cambaridae.
GUAUCGGACAAGUACCUGGUGCACUACCCGCCCUUCAUGCACGUGGACGGACUCGAACAGUCGAGCCUGGGCCUCCACUUCCGCGCUACCCACGCCCACUUCCCCCACAACCUGAUGUCCCUCCGCUGCACCGCCUCCAUCGGCAUCUUCUAUAACAAGACGGAGGAGGCCAGCCUUGAGACUCACCGCCCGGCGCUCUCACUUGAGAGUCGUGAACAUUUCUACGGAAGCCAAGGGUCCGCCGGCGUCUCCAGCAUCUUGGGCAUCACCACCGGGCUCUUGCUCUCAGCUCUCAACGCUCUCAGAUAAACAACCGUCGCCUCUCAGGAGUGGGGGAGAGACCGAACGGUCUCUUGGAAGCAGAGGCGUCGCCUGAGGUCUCCCUAUAUCGAAAGACCACACGCUUGAGGUCUCCAAACAUGAGGCAGCGUUGGAGGAUUCCGGUUAAGACUUUGCAGCCUCCAAGCAAGAAGCCCUUUGCUGUGUCUCUGGGAGUCCUCAGGGCUGUAGAGGGGGGCUAGCCAGCCCCUCUCCUCUAUCUCUCACAGGGAGAAAACAUCUGAAAGAGUAACAAAGUGGAUAUAAUAUCAUAUUUUCCGUGUUGUGAACCUCAGUAAGUUUUCAAAGUGGUAUACCACCCAAAUUGAGAUGCGGAAGAAAGCAAGAUUUCGCAAGCGGAAUAUUAGUUCUGAGAGCCAAGAGCCACUUAUGUCUGGUGGGAGGACUUACGACCUCUCAGUGUGCGUCUCUAGCAGCACUUACGACACUCGUAACGCCUUGAGGCCAAUCCAGACCUCGCGCCUGGCAGUAGUGAUAUUUUCUGAGAUAUGUAAUGUGUUGUUAUGGUGAUAGUUAAAUGCUUGUGUAUUGUACUCUCCCUCAGUGCUAGCCCCCACCACAACCUCCCGUAACCCCACCACAACCUCCCGUAACCCCACCACAACCUCCCGU